Uloborus diversus is the source of this 1341-nucleotide messenger RNA. RefSeq lists its product as uncharacterized. The transcript has 5 exons. The coding region runs from base 84 to 602 and encodes 172 amino acids. Lineage: Eukaryota; Metazoa; Arthropoda; Arachnida; Araneae; Uloboridae. The record is from RefSeq and is a predicted model, not a curated record.
GUUUUGUUUAUGUUGCUGUCUGCUUGUAAAAACGAACAAGUUUCUCUCACUAUUAACGGCUGCUUGAGCUAAUUAAUUGAAAAAUGGGCCUACCUUGGAAGCUUCUCAUAUUGAUUGUGAUUGUGAUUGCUGUUUUGUCUCAAUUAGAAGUUCCCCAAAACAAAUGGAUUGUAUCAAAAACAGUGACUCUUAAAGCUUCAGUUGAAGACACAUACAGUUUCAUCACAUCUUUAGAUUAUGUUGAUAAGUGGUUCCCUUUUGUGUCACGUGUGAGAGAUGCAGACGGUCGGCCACUAAGUGCUGGUAAAAAGCUGUAUGCUGUGUAUGAUAUUCCUGCCUAUGGCGAAUAUCAAAUGCUGUACCGUGUCACCGAGCACAAAAAAGGGAAACAAAUAGUCAUUGAGGGAGACAAUCUCCUGCUCCCCCGAAUCGAAUUCACUUUUGUGAAGAUGAAAGAAGUUUUGUCCAAAGUUACCAUUUCUAUCUCAUUCCGCAGGCUAAGUUAUUUUUACCAGUACACCAUUGGUCCAGUUCUCCACUUCUUGGUCAGUCAGAAACUUCAGCAUUCUCUGUUCCUACUGAAGUCAGUGUUUCCAUAUUGAUGUUGAGGAAGCCUAGGAUAUUUUUGUCUGAAGAUCAACAUGCUCUUCAUUAGCUUCUGCACCCAAGCCAAACAUUGCCUGCAAAUUCCAGUCGUGCAUCAGUUUUAAGCUUUCAUUUUGAGUGAACAAACAAAAUGAGAGUUGGUGUGUGCGGUAUGGCUUGAGUCCCCAUCCACAAAAUUUCAAAUCCUGCUGCUAUUUAAUGAAAGAUUCUUUUUGGUGAGUUAUGUGUUCAACCCCUUAUCUCUUCUCAUUUAUGUUGACAAUAGUUGAUAAAUUAGCUGAAACAUUCAACUCUGUGAUAGGAAUAGUCAAAAAAGUAUGUAUACUAAGCAAAUUUCGGCAGCAUUGGAAAGUCUGUGGAAUACCCGACUCUAACGUAUACACAUAGAAUUAUUUCAUUCUAUUUCUGAGAGUACUAAUGUUGUACUAUAUUUUCAUGUGGGAAGUAGACGUGUAAUUUCUUCCGCUGUCUUUCAGGAAGAAAAACCAAUUUAUUCCAAAUAGUCCUAAUAUUUUUCAUCAAUUGUAUUCCAAAACACUUAUGUAUACAUAAAUAUUAGUUUGUAGCUCACAUUAUGCAUCUUAUACAACAAUCAAAUUCUACCCAAUAUGAACUGUGACUUUUUUCCUCAAGCAGCAAAAAUCCUGUCAUUAAUAGCAGUGGCGUUCCUAGCAUGGGUGGCACCAGGGGUGGUAAUUUGCCGUGACGCUCCCACUUCCAGGAAAAUUUUCAAAU